AUGCCCGGGCUGCAGGCUAGGACUGCAUGGCUGCACGCCUCCAAAGGGGGCACAGAGUUGGCCGAAGUGUCGUCGUGCGGAGCUGUGGCGUCCAGCUUGGCAGGUUUCACGGGGAGGUGCCCACUGCCAUCGGGGGCCCCGCUGCCGGAGUCUGGGGCAGUCCACCUAACUGUGGUGUGGUGCACCACCAGGGGCUCCUUACAGGAAACCCGCGAGAGGCGCACAGAGCGCGGCCCCGUCGCAGGCGCGGUCCCGGGGGCCUCCCGCGCAGGGCUCUCCGGACGCUCGGUUCUGCCGGCCGCCUCCUCUUCGUUGUCCUCUGCCCGGCCCCGGCCGCCCGGCGGCUCCGGUUCCCUCCGCAGCUGCCGGCCGGGCGGCACCGGGGUGCACGCGGCUGGGUUCGGCUUCGGCGCCCCCUCCUCCUGCUGCUCGCCGCCGACUUGGCGCUCGGAGGCUCGGGGUCCGCGGUUCCGGGACGCGGGGGUCGUCGAGGUGCUCGGGCUGCCCCGCGCUCCCUCCCGCGCGCAGCCCCUCUCCGGGGGCGCCUCGCUCGGGGCGCGCGGGCGUCACGGGCUCGAGGCGCGCGGGCACGGCGGCGGGGUGGGCCCCGGGGCGGCGGGCGGGGGCGCUGCUGAAGACGCGGGCACUGAUGCGGGCGCCGCUGCGCGGCCUCUCGCCAUGGCUCUCCCGCGGGCGGGCGGCUCGCACCUCCCCUCCGCGCUGCCGUCACCGCCCGACGCGCGCCGAGCCCUCCCCUUCCACCGCCCCGCCCGCCCGCCGGCCUGCGCCGCCACCUGCGGGCGGCCCUCCAGGAUGCACGCCCCGCGGAGCGCGCGGGUUGCUCCGGGAGCCGCGCCCCUCUGCCCUGCAGCCGCGGUCCUGGUCCCGCCCCUCGCUUUCACCUGUGCCACGGGGCUUGGGAAAGUACAGGUCGAUUCGAAUACCUGGGUGGGGGAACCUAUCACACCGCUUCCCGAGCGCUUAUUUACUUCUAGCGCUUCUCGGCGUCCGUCUAGGUUCAGUCUACGGGGAGCACGUACGCUGUUUGCCACUAAAGCAGUGGAAGUCCAGCCAAUAGGAACUCAAAUUGCUCAGCCAGUCAGCGCCCUGCGCUGCUUCCGGCGUUCUGCGUGCUGCCCUGGAGACGGGAUGGGCGAAUCCAAACGCAGAGGGGUGUUAGAUACGCACUACCUAAAACUGCGCCUGCGCGUUCCACUUUGCUCCAUUGCUUCACCCCGGGCCUUGGCCUGUGGACCUGCCUUGAAGGAUUAG
Molecule: messenger RNA, 1272 nt
Organism: Lutra lutra (Eurasian river otter)
Lineage: Eukaryota; Metazoa; Chordata; Mammalia; Carnivora; Mustelidae
Product: transcription initiation factor TFIID subunit 4-like
Exons: 3
Coding region: 1-1272 (423 amino acids)
Source: RefSeq, a predicted model, not a curated record